AACGUGGAAUGGAAGGGAUAGCAUGGCUACCGCCUGGUGACGUUCCGCUCGGCCGUCGUCGGUGUCAGAUGCUUCGGAAAACAUCUGGUGAACAUUCAGCGAACGUGCGCCGCCGAUAGCGAUCCCGUCAAGAGAGUGAGAGUACCGCGGCGUCGUGGGUGAGGAUUGUGACAACGCGAGAAAACCGCAAACAUGAUGAACAUGUGGAAAGUGCGGGAGCUGAUGGACAAGGCGACCAAUGUCGUGAUGAAUUACACGGAAACGGAAGCCAAAGUUCGCGAGGCAACCAAUGACGACGCGUGGGGUCCCACAGGGGCAAUGAUGCAAGAACUGGCUCAGGCUACAUUCACGUACGAGCAAUUUCCAGAGGUGAUGUCCAUGCUCUGGAAAAGGAUGUUGCAAGAAAAUAAACGAAAUUGGCGACGAACGUAUAAGUCAUUACUCCUCCUCAAUUACUUAGUUCGUAAUGGCUCGGAACGAGUCGUCACAUCGUCACGCGAGCAUAUCUAUGACCUCAGGUCUUUAGAAAAUUAUACGUGCAUUGACGAAUUCGGGAAAGAUCAAGGAAUAAACAUUCGACAUAAAGUUAGGGAAUUAAUUGAUUUUAUCCAAGAUGAUGAUAAACUUAGAGAGGAAAGGAAAAAAGCCAAGAAAAAUAAAGAUAAAUAUGUUGGUUUGUCGAGUGAAGCGAUGGGAAUGAGAUUUGGGGGUGGUGACAGAUGGAUGGACAAUCCUAAGUGGAAGAAAUCCGGCGUAGAGUAUAACGAUUGGGAAAGUCGUGGGAAGGGAGGAUUUGAGGACGCAAAUAAUAGUGACGAUGGCGAAAGAGAAGACUCGGACAACGAUACUAGCCCAAAGAAAGGUGGACGAGAAUAUAGGGAUACGUUGGACAAUAUAAAUCAAAUUGGUAAAUCUGCUCAAACAGCAAUAUCUUCUACAAAUGCAUCUCCGGCACGAACAACAAGAACUAUCAAAAAAGUAGAUCUCGGAGCGGCAGCAAAUUAUGGAAAAGAACAAUCUAAUAAUAGUGCACCGGUGCAACAAAAUAAUAGUUUAUCAUCGCCAAGAAAUCAACAAAAAACCAAAAAUGAUAUAUUAAACGACAUCUUUGAAUCGCAGAGCGACAAUAGUAGACUAGACGAUGAAGAUUUCAAUCCACGAGCGAACACUCAAUCACUUACUCAGUCACAAAAUGCAAACGCAGACUUUGGCGAUUUUACUAGCGCGUUUAAUAAUUCCACGACGGUGAAGACGAAAGAUAAUAACGACGAGUUUGCCGAUUUCACAUCUGCCUUUAAUAAUGUCGCUGUAUCUAAUCCUCCAAGUCAGCCGCAAUCGCAAAUCAAUUUAAUGGGUGUUACAAUACCAAGUGUAAAUAAUCCAGCGAAUAAUAUGAAUAAUAGUAACGCAACGUACGCCAGUGCAAUGCAAACCGCAGGCACAACGGCAUUUACUGGGACUCCCGCUAUUCAAAAAACAUCUAACGAUCUAUUUGAUUCCUUAUCAUCACCAAAUCUCAAUAACCAAAUUACAAAUAAUAAUACAGUGACAUCAAAUACGGAUCUCUUAUCGGAUUUGGACAGUGUGAAUGCCUCAGCCAUGAGGCUACCCGAUGGGCGAAUAAAUAACACUAAUAAUUCGAAUAUUUUUAUGGGAAUGAACAAUACACCUACCAGUACCGUUAAUUACGCAGCCUGUAAAUACGAAGAGAGCGUCAUGUCAAUCGAGAAUCUCUCCAAUAAUGCUGCCAAUCAAUUAUUGGAAGUAUUGUGCACCAUGCACGAUAUUAAAAGUCGUACUGAUUUGGAGAAAAUAAGAUCGUCCAUUACGAAUUACGUCAGAUUUUUGCCGGGGCCUGCCACUCUGCAAAAGUACAGCGGUCUUGAUCUCGACGUGAGAGUGGACGCCAUAUUGUACGGCAGAAUUUUGGAGGAGAUAAUUGAUAAAUUCGAUCGUGAUUGGCCGCUAAAUGAAGAUGGCUUGGACCCUACGAUCGAAAAAUUGAUGAUCGUCGAUGGUGCAACAGUCUCCAUGUUAUUAGAAGCUUUGAGAGCUUUAACUAUCGCUUUAAAUGAAUCCAAAGAUGAGAAGAAAACUCACGUUAUUUCAAUGUUAUUGAGCAAUCUGUUAAAGAGCGAGGCGAUAUUUUCGGGGAUAUUGGAUGCGAGUAGAGACGAAGAGCGAUCUUACAUCCAAGAGGAAGAACUCGAUCAGAUCUGGCGAAGUGUGACACAAAUUUUAGUCUCCCUGCCCAAUCGCGUGUCGAAUAAACUGCAGUUCAAUACGCCGAAAUCUUGCACGCCGGAAGUAUACAUAAAGAUUCUUUGCUUUCACAUAUCUUGCGCGAUAUCGUUUAUCAAUGAGUUAUGUAAUCAUGAUAUUAAGUCAAAAACAUUUGCACUCUCAUUUUUAAUCAGCAAAAUUGUAAUCAGUUUGAAACCAUGUGAUUUCACGUGCUUUUCCGAUAUUUUUGAAGAGUGGUGUCUCGAAAACAAAAAGAACGAGCGACGUCUAAUCGAAGAUAUACUUCGCGAAUUGGAUUCAGUCGCCAUUGAACACAUGGCCGUUUUGUUCUUGAAACGUUGUGAUUCCAAACUCGGUGUGCGUCCUAUUUUCGGCAAUUUAUUAACGGAAUCGAAUUGGAGAUACAUUUUAACGACCAAAAUUCCUUUAAUGCGUUAUUACGAAAACGAAAAGCUAGUUAUAAAUUUAAUUUCCUAUUUGUCAUCUUUUUCGAAUAAAAAUAACAUUUUAUCAGAAUUACUGAUCAAGCUUUUGGAAAUUUGGAGGGAUAAAAGUAUUUUGAAUCACGUCUCUGUGGAACAACAUAGGUACAUUACGAAGCUGAUCAUCCUGUCUGUAAAAACUUGUAAAGAUCUUUUAAGUCAUGUCGAAAGGGAUCAAUGUCAGAAACUGUUGCUUUCUGGUGUAUCCGUCCAUCUUGAGUGUACAAAUAUAACUUUGAGAGCGAUGGGCAUGAUAGUCGCCGAAAUUUGCAUAAGUUCCUUAUGUAAUGAUAAUUCACCGACAUUGAAGUUUGAAUAUGAUAGCAUGCCUGCACCGGUGUUAGAGCUACUUCAAUCUCUAAGGGAUCUAAAUGCGCUUGUAAUGACUGUAAAUAUACAAGAACAGUGCGAGCGAAGUGGCGACUUAAUAACAGGAAAUAUUGUUUUCGAGUCUUCGAGUAGCAAGAAAAUUUACGAAUUAGGUGUUAACUGUGACAUUUUGCCUAGCAUUGAAAAUCUGUCCAGUGAAAAAAUUGAGAGGAAUACAUAUCUAACAUCAGAAAAUAGCGCGUUAAAAGAUGAUUUGACAAAAAAGAAUGAAAUGAAACAACAAGCGAAACCGAAUUAUAAUAACGAUUCGGAUCUGGACAGUGACGACGAUCUGGUUCCUUACGAUAUGAACGACGAUAAACCGUCCAGUAAAACACGCCCGAUGUACUUGCGAGAUUUACGCGACAAUUUUACGGAUGAACGUACUUUUUCCAAUCCCGAUAUUUUCUCCGAAUCCCUGCUGGCCUGUGAGGAAUUAAUAUUGACGCAAUUGCCUAACGACGAUGUGUCAUUCGCGAUAGAACUCCUGCAGCUACUCGUCACGUUGAAGCAACAUUCUUACGUAGAGAACUUUGAACUUGUGAUUUUCAAAUGCUGCGUGGCAAUUUUGACUGUGCGCCCGAAGGAAUGCGCCGAGUUUCUCUGCAAGGAAUUUUACGAGGACAUGGGAAAGUACUCGCUGAGUCAUCGCUUGCUAUUCCUAGAUAUAUUGGCCGAGUCCGCCAGGCAGUUAUCAAAAAUCGAUGUCGAUGACGCAGAUACCGCCGAUACUACCGUGGAUACUGUAGUCAAGAAGAAACGAAUUCCAAGCCGCAUAUCACUUUUCAUCGAUACGCAAGAGAAUAAAAAACAACAAGCGUGGUACGAUGAAGAUUUUGACAUUGAUCUAGAAGCAUCGAAAAAUCAGUCGGCAGAUUGGCAAGAAAUCGUUGAUAAGAGAAUUGCGUCGCGCACAAGACGAUUCGCUCAUCAUUCCAAGUCUCCCAAGUUACAUAUUAAUCACUUCGGAAACGUAGCUUCUUCAUUUUUCUAUCCACUUCUGCACGGUUUUGGCCAUCGAGAUGUUCUUAAGCUUAGUAACAUAAACAUUUAUCAAGAUCAGGAAAAUAUUUUACUCUUACGUUAUCUGAAAACAUUGUCCGCCAUAAUGUUGGCAGCGCAAAAUUGUCCGUUGGCAUCAAAGAUGGGUAAAGAGAUACUAGAGCUUAUGUGGAUAGUAAGGAAUCACAAUGAGGCGACAGUGAGAUUAGCCGUUACAGAAAAUAUUGGAUCUGUACUUAUUGCAGUGCCAAAGGAAGCUAUCAUCGAUGAAUUGUCUGAACCUUUAAUGGAAAUAAGAGAGUGGCUUGUAUUGUCGCAGAACGUCGUCAAUGGCGAACACGAUGCAAAUUGCAGGGCCUUAAACGCGAAAGUGCUAUCCUUUAUUAAUUUAAUUAUAAGCUCCACUUUUAAUUGUGUGUAGAUUAAUUGAGAAUCAAUUAAUUAAAUAGUGGAAUAUUAUUAUUUAAAAAAAAUUCGUCGUUUUUACAAUAUUAUAAUAUUACCAUAUUUAUACGAUAUUAUGUAUGUAC
Monomorium pharaonis (pharaoh ant) is the source of this 4627-nucleotide messenger RNA. RefSeq names its product telomere length regulation protein TEL2 homolog (gene lqfR). The record is from RefSeq and is a predicted model, not a curated record. Bases 193 to 4518 code for a protein of 1441 amino acids. NCBI's taxonomy places the organism in Eukaryota, Metazoa, Arthropoda, Insecta, Hymenoptera, Formicidae. The transcript has 8 exons. Gene Ontology annotation, biological process: protein stabilization; telomere maintenance via telomerase. Gene Ontology annotation, molecular function: telomeric repeat DNA binding; Hsp90 protein binding. Gene Ontology annotation, cellular component: cytosol.